AUGCAGAAUUUUGAUAAUUAUUUAAGGAAUUUAGACAUUUUAAAAAUUAAAGAUCUCAUUUAAAAUGAAUGGGAUGCGAUUCCUGAAACUGAUUUUGAAUAAAAAUAGGAAAUAGAUAAAUAAGAUUUAAUAUCAAGUUUUUUAGAUAUCAUCAAGCUUUACCUCAUACAGUACGAAGAUGACGAAGAAAAUAAGUCAGAUUCUAUUGUAAACUUCUUCAUGAGCUACGUUUAUUUGAAGUUUCAAUGCAUUCAAAAGAGCAGUGCACUUGCUUGGAAAAUGAUUAGAGAAUUGGACAAAAAAAGCCAAAGGAUACAAGAAUUUAGAUUAAUUUUGUUUUUGUUUGAGUAAGAUAAUAAAAAGAGUCUCUGCAGUUUUUACUAUAGAACAAGAAACAUUAUAAUAGAAUAUUUAAAAGGUUAUGAAAGUGAUUUUUUAAUUCUCGAUGACCUACAUGUAUCAGUUGAUCAAUGGUCAGAAAUAACCAGAAGAAUCUUUUAAAGUCAUAAGCAUGAAGAAGUCAUUAGCAAAAUAGCCAAAGUAAUAGCAUGUGACCAGCAUGAAUAGCAUACAUUCGAUCCUUAGUUUAAGUUAAGCUGUGGGCGAUUAAUUCAAAUUUGCUUGUGGAUAUAUUUUAGACAGGUUAAUCAGCUUUUGGAGGACCAAAAAAAGUAUGAAAAUCAAAGUGCUUUGAGAAAUUAAUAAAGAGAAGAGAAUAAGAUUCCUUAAAGCUUUUACUAAUGGGGAAAGUCUCCUUUGCAGCUGAACAAUUUUAAGAAGAACAGCAAACACAUAGAAGCGAUAAAAUAGUACAGAUUUUAUAAAUAAAAAUACCCAAAGUAAUCAACUCAUAAAAUAUACAAUGCCUCCCCUCCUAAAGUAAAGGAAUACAUGAGUUUCUACUUUUCUGACUCAAAGCUUAAUUAGACAACACAAUUUUAUUCCCCAGUUAAAUCCAGUAGACAAAACUAGAUUCUUCAUCAAUCACUCUCUUUAUAGUAAUCUCCUUAUGUUGGGGAAUUUACCUCACCAAAUUCUUAAUCAGAAAUUCCUGGGUUGACUAAAGAUUAGAACAUUUUUAAUUAAAAUAAGCACUCAGAAUAUUAAACUUUCAGAAAAGACUCUCAGCAUUUGUCCAAAAGCACCAAAAAGCACAGGUAAUAGCUCUCACCAAGGAAGGAGUCUUUUUUCCAAAUGCUAAUAUUUAAUAAGACCCAAGACAAUGCAGGUGAAAGGAAACAAUAGAAUGCUCAUGAUGAGAAUAAAAUGAAAUAAUAUGAGGAAUAAGAAACAUGGUAAGAAUACGAGUAAGAUCAACAAGAAAAUUGA
Molecule: messenger RNA, 1329 nt
Organism: Tetrahymena thermophila SB210
Lineage: Eukaryota; Ciliophora; Oligohymenophorea; Hymenostomatida; Tetrahymenidae
Exons: 7
Source: RefSeq, a predicted model, not a curated record